CAUACAUACAUACGUACAUACAGGCAUACAGCCAAGAAAGGAAGAAACACAGGAAAAAAAAAACUGCUUUCUCCUUUCCUUGAUAGUUAGUUUGUUUCAGACUUGAGAGAAAUGACUUUCUAAUUAGCCAUGACCAUGAUUCUAUUGUGGAUGGGGUUCUUCGAAUGACAGUUUCAUAUAUAUAAGUAUUCAUGCAUUGAAGAUGUUAGUGACACUAGUACUGAUUGGAUUUUGGAACACAAAGGAAAAGAACCCUUGUUGGAGGUUCCUCUUCUUGUUUUUCAUAUUCAGGCUUCUCCUCUGUUUCGGCUCGUGAUCUCUUACUUUACAUUUUUCGAAUAAUAUAUAAAUGUUUUCUACUGAUGGAAGAUGGUCCCUUCAUACCUCUUUCAUCACACACCGCCAUUGAUUUCAAUUACAUGGAUGAACUCUUGUAUGAUGGUUUCUGGCUAGAGACCACCACCUCCACCCAUGAAUCCAACUUUAAUUGGCCGAAUCCUUCGACUCCCAUUACCCUCCUAACCGAUGAUUUAAAUCCCACUUCCUUCUAUUUUCCCACUUCAGACCCUAACAUUAAUAAUCCAAAUCAGCCCCGUUUCUUGCACGAAGAAACAGCAAUAUCAACUACUUUCGGUGAGCCUGCUCUUACUCACCUAGAGAUGGAUGAAUUUUCUGAAAAUGAGAACAGAAGAUUGUGGGUUGGUCCCAACAGAAAUCCCAUCUCGGUUAAGAAUAGGUUACUGCAGGCUAUCAACGGCCUCGACGCGUCUACAAGGGACAAGGAUGUCCUUAUUCAGAUUUGGAUUCCUGUUAAGAGAGGAACCGGACAAGUCCUCACUACCAACAACCAGCCAUUUUCCAUGAAUCCAAACUCCAAGAAUCUUGCAGACUACCGUGAUGUUUCUCAGAGCUAUCAGUUUGCAGCUGACGAGGACUCUAAGGAAUUCGUCGGAUUGCCUGGCCGUGUUUUCUUGAACAAGUUGCCUGAGUGGGCCCCCGAUGUUCGUUUUUUCAGGAGAGAGGACUAUCAACGUGUUAGUCACGCACAGCAGUACGAUGUUAGAGGGUCGCUCGCUCUUCCGGUUUUCGAACAGGGCAGUGGUGUUUGCUUGGGUGUGGUUGAGAUUGUGACGACUAGCCAGAAAGUCGAUUUUAGCCCUGAACUCGAGAGCAUCUGCAAAGCUCUAGAGUCUGUUGAUUUGAAGAGUUCCAACAUUCAGAAUCGUAACAAUGGUGACGACGAUCAGACGAUGCUGCUCAACUCAUUAUCAUCUUUUACACAACAAAAUUGCGGGAGUUCACGAGUUAUCACGGAAACUUGUGACAAGGGCAAAGCAGUUGCAGCUUCUUCGACUAAUGAUGAGUGUAGUGGAAACUUUUCAUUGACAAUCGGUGAUGCUUCAUUUGGUACUAAAACAAGCAGCGAAAAAAGACGAACAAAAACUGAGAAGACUAUUAGCUUGCGAGACCUUAGGCAGCACUUCUCUGGGAGCCUCAAAGAAGCUGCCAAGAGCAUUGGAGUGUGCCCAACUACAUUGAAAAGAAUAUGCAGACAGCACGGGAUAACGAGGUGGCCCUCACGAAAGAUCAAGAAAGUUAGUCACUCGUUGAGGAAGCUUCAACUUGUGAUUGAUUCAGUACAGGGUGCUGAAGGUUCUAUUAAGCUCAGUUCUUUCUAUAACAACUACCCAAAUCUCGUCUCUCCAAACCUUGUACGAGGAAGCAGCCACUUGCAACCGUCGGAAAAUCAGUCAGAUGGUAAUAACUUGUCAAGUCCUUCAAAAUCACCUCCCUCCUCUGACGGCAGUCACAGCUCCAGCUCAAGUUUAUCUUGUUCUACUGGGGCGAAGCAAUCAUCGUCUAUUCCUAUCAAUGGAGAUGCUUUAUCAGCAGAAAAGAAUGGAGUGAUGAUGCUAAAGAGAGCACAGAGUGAUGCAGAAUUGCACGAGAAAUGCCAAGAAAAGGAGACAAAGCUUCUGAUGCGAUCUUACAGCCAUAAGAUUGUGCCUAGUUUCAGAGUGAAAGUUGCUUUUGGGGAAGAAAAGAUUCGAUUCGGUCUGCAACCACAGUGGGGUUUUAGAGAAUUGCAAGAAGAGGUGUUGAGGCGUUUUAACAUAAGCAGUAUUGGCAGUUGCGUUAGUUUAAAAUAUCUUGACGAUGAUGAUGAGUGGGUGCUUUUGACUUGUGAUGAUGAUCUUGAAGAGUGUACUUAUGUACACAGGUCAUCCAAGAACCGAAUAAUCAAAUUGGCAGUGAAUCAAGCUUCUUAUCCGAAUCUUGGAAGUUCAUUUGGCAGUAACGGGCCAUAGUACUGAACAUUACUAGUUGUGCAAUAUAAUCUAUGUAGUGUGUUGUAAAGUGUUCCUCAGGGCUUUCUGCAUGUAUUAUGGCUCUGUUUUCUUGUCUUCCCUUUUUCACUUGUAUGGAAAUUUUGUUGUUUGUAAUAUAAAAUACAGCUCUGAUAAAAAAGAAUUGUUCCGAGUA
Molecule: messenger RNA, 2484 nt
Organism: Erythranthe guttata (spotted monkey flower)
Lineage: Eukaryota; Viridiplantae; Streptophyta; Magnoliopsida; Lamiales; Phrymaceae
Product: protein NLP2
Molecular function (GO): protein binding; DNA-binding transcription factor activity
Source: RefSeq, a predicted model, not a curated record